Messenger RNA from Trematosphaeria pertusa, 1030 nucleotides. RefSeq lists its product as uncharacterized. The transcript is spliced from 4 exons. The record is from RefSeq and is a predicted model, not a curated record. Bases 96 to 944 code for a protein of 282 amino acids. Lineage: Eukaryota; Fungi; Ascomycota; Dothideomycetes; Pleosporales; Trematosphaeriaceae.
CAUGUAGCCCACUCUUCCAUAAUCUCCCUGCUAUCUUUUCGAGCAAAAACGGUUUUAUUCAACCCCAAUCUCCAUCUUUUAGGUUUUUCGACAACAUGCAGCGUCUUCUCUUCAUGCUCUCACUCUCCAUCGCCUCUGCUACUUUUGCAUCCCUCUGCGGUGCCCACGGCGUAUCUGGCCCGGACAACGCAAAGAGGCAGGUAGCGUCAACGAUUUCAUAUGAUCCAUAUUCGACAUGGGCUUAUACUGCCGGGGAGCCGAGUGAUGGAACUGUGAUCUGGGCUCCUUUGACUUAUUACGCAUCGGACUAUUCGCUGAUGACAUCAUCCAAAUACUAUACCAUCUGCCCAGAUAGCACCUAUCUCAGCUCUAUAUCUUCAUACAUGUUCACUUGCAGCAAGUUAUGGACGGCGUGCACGUCAGGGUAUCUCGUCGCUGAGUCAACCUCGAGCUUUUGUUUGAGUGCUGGAUAUACGUGUUUUACGUCGCUCCUAUUCCCGUCUUAUGGCGCAAGUGAGGCGGUAACAAAACUAGGUUGCGCGACCCACCCAGAUGAGACUGUCUCUACGAUUUUCUCAAUCUACCAAGAAAGACCACCUCCAACGAUCCUAGCGGCGGAUUUGACUUCCACGGCCUCGACUUCAACGCCUAGCGCUAGCCCGGCCUCCUCUCUUGCGACCUCCACCGCGACGUCAACCUCAUCCGCCUCCGCCCAUUCCUCGUCCAAGCCAAAUCGCACGGGCAUAAUAGCCGGUAGCGUCGUCGCCGGCGUGGCGGUCCUGGUCAUGGGCAGCCUGGGUGUCCUGUACGUCUUGAGAAGAACUCGGCGCAACAAUGCAUCUGCUCCGCCCGGAAUGGGUCCCAAUCAGGCGGAGAAGAUGGAAAACCCGGAUACAUUGCCAGAAUGGUCUCCAACUACGCCUCAGCCCAUACCAGUGUCUUGAUGGCAUCUCGUGGAGCGAGCUGAGCGGCGUGCAUCAGCCUUAUCUGCCGCCUAGAUGGGAAAGAAAAUAAACACAGGUGCAAAGGA